Messenger RNA from Caenorhabditis briggsae, 2196 nucleotides. The transcript has 7 exons. Gene Ontology annotation, biological process: regulation of gene expression. Gene Ontology annotation, cellular component: MLL3/4 complex. The coding region runs from base 1 to 2196 and encodes 731 amino acids. Lineage: Eukaryota; Metazoa; Nematoda; Chromadorea; Rhabditida; Rhabditidae. The record is from RefSeq and is a predicted model, not a curated record. Gene Ontology annotation, molecular function: chromatin DNA binding; histone H3K27me2/H3K27me3 demethylase activity; RNA polymerase II cis-regulatory region sequence-specific DNA binding.
AUGGAGAGAUCGGAAGGCUCGUCGUCACCAGGCAAAGAUGAAGAGAAUGCCGUGGCACAAGAAAAGAUUGCCGAAGUUGUUCAAGGAGCGAAGAAUCAUGUCAGAUCUGCUAAAAGAAAGAAGAGUGCUCGAUCUAGCAGCGCUUCAAAUGGAGCCAAAAAGCAAAAAAGAGCAGUCAAGAAAAACAAAACGGAUCCAAUCCAAGCCCAACCUGACUGCUCCGGUGGCAUCCAGAAGACGGCAGAAGAGAUAAAAGAAUUCUCUUCGGAUUGGCUGGCAAGAAAGGUUCUUGUCAGUUCUCACAUAGAAAUGAGGAGUAAAGGCAUUGCGGCUUCUUCAGAAGCUAUCGAAAAAAUGAAGGAAAUUGCCAGAAGUGUCAAGGAGUCUCAUUGCCAUGACUGCCACGUCGAGCUAUCCGAUGACAUGCCCGAUCGGAAAAAUUACCGCUGGAUGGAAGAGAAGCUUCACAGUCAAGUGCUUGCGGAACCAGUCGCUGGCCCCACAACUCCACAGGAUUCGGAAGACCGCAUUCCGUUCAACAUUCACUACACCGGAAAACCAUUUUUCGAUCCGAAGACUGUAAAAGGGCAGGAUAUCGUUGAUGCUGCAAAGACCGGAAACAAAGGCUUCGAGGAUUUUGAUGAGCAGAGGAACAAGUUUCUCUACGAAGAAGAUACUGGGAUUGUUGAAGAGGAGAAGUGCUUCUUUGCCGGAAGAGGAUUCAAACCGGAAGAAUCAAAAGGAUACGUUCCAAUCCCGAAGUUCCAACUCAAAGAUGAUUCAGAAGAAUCGUGGAACAAACUUCAAGAGAAAGUCCUUGGAACCAGCAUGUGUCUCAUCAAAGGGAUCAAAGUCAAUGAGGAGACUUUCUCGCUAGAAACGUUGGCAAAAGUGGCGCCGAAAUAUAAGCUUCGAAUUCUCCGGCAGUUGCCACAACCGACCUUAUGCAAUUUUGUGCAGAAGCCAAUUGCCAGAGGGUCUCGUGCGGGUUCCAGAAGAUGGUUUACGGAGCAAGCAGAGCAGUUUACCACUGUCAAGAAGUACUCGGAGUAUUUCAACGGCAUGAGAGCCGCUGGAGAAAAAGCGGUCCGUAAAAUCUAUGAGAACCCAGAAACGGCAGAUGAAGUGCUUAAAAAGCUGGAGGGAGAUUUGAAAAAAGUGGCAGGAUCAGUCGGAAUCAAGCUGAAGAAGUCGUAUACGCAUCUGGUGGCUUUCGGCACAAAUUUCGAUGUUGAAGAACGGCUGGCAGACACAAAAACCUUUAGAUUUGCGAGUCAGAUGGCGGAAAUCAACAAGUUCAAGGCCUUCCUAAGCCCUCAUGGGAAUCUACUUGGAUUUACAAAAGUCUCUCUCCGAGGACUCAACAAGCCACAGAUCUACUGGAAAGUUCCUGGAUGCCGUACCUGCGCCCAUUUGGAAAAUAAUGGACUGGGAUCCAUUAAUUACAAUAUUGGACCAGGAACCUGCAUUUGGUAUGGGAUUCCAUUGGAAUGGGCUGGAAAGUUCCAAAAGCUGCUGAAGAAGAGGCUAGGAGAGGAUUUGGGAAAAGCUCUUCAUUCCAACGAUUAUUGGCCAUCGGAGGAGGAAAUUAUUGAAGAAGGGAUUCCACUCCAGAAGUUUUGCCAAAAACCAGGAGAUUUGGCCUACGUCGGAAAUGGGACUUACCAUUGGGUGCAAUCAAACGAUUUCACGACCAACAUCUCGUGGAAUAUUGGACAGCCAACAUUUGUUCAGCUGGCCACGGCGGCGGUUGUCAAUGAUAACUAUUUGGCGAACCAAACCUAUUCGAUUAUGCCAUUGGAAACGAUAUGUUGGAACAUGAUCAUCGAGGGCUUUGAGAUGGAUCAGCGAAUGAAAGAAUUGGUGAAAAGGAUGGCUAUGAGAUCUCUCUCCAAAACUCAAAGCCAACUUGAUUUCUUCGUCAAGAAGAAUAUCAAGAUCUUCGCUCCCAGCCAGCUCAACAAGGGGAUCUAUGGGACUGAGAGAUGUCGCUUGUGCGCCGACAACCUCUUCAACUACAUCCCACUCAUCUCCACCUACACGUCCAAGGAUCCGAGGACCGGAGAGCCCAUCAACACUUUGCAGCCAUACUGUAUCAAGUGUGUGGAGAGUUGCCAAGAAUGGAAAGGGUGUAAAGUGUACUCCCGGCACACAAUGGAGGACCUCGUCAAAUACUUGGAUUCCAUGGAGCUGUAA